Molecule: messenger RNA, 841 nt
Organism: Hypanus sabinus (Atlantic stingray)
Lineage: Eukaryota; Metazoa; Chordata; Chondrichthyes; Myliobatiformes; Dasyatidae
Gene: her8.2
Product: hairy-related 8.2
Exons: 4
Coding region: 16-750 (244 amino acids)
Biological process (GO): anterior/posterior pattern specification; regulation of transcription by RNA polymerase II; regulation of neurogenesis
Cellular component (GO): nucleus
Molecular function (GO): protein dimerization activity; RNA polymerase II cis-regulatory region sequence-specific DNA binding; DNA-binding transcription factor activity, RNA polymerase II-specific
Source: RefSeq, a predicted model, not a curated record
CAGAUCGGUGAAAACAUGACUGCCACAACCUUCAGUAACAACGUGGAAAAACUCUCAAGCGCCAAAGAAGAGCGCAAGUUAAGGAAACCUCUUAUCGAAAGAAAACGCCGAGAACGGAUCAACAACUGUCUCGACCAACUGAAAGAAACGGUCGUCAGCGCCUUUCGCCUCGAUCAAUCGAAACUGGAAAAAGCAGAUAUCCUCGAGAUGACAGUGAAACACCUUCAGAACGUUCAGAACAGCAGGAUGAUGGGUGAGUUUCGCUUCACUGAUACUAAAAUUGGACUCGAGGCUCAGCAGCGAUAUAGUGCUGGCUACAUCCAGUGUAUGCAUGAAGUACACAACCUGCUAUUGACGUGCGAUUGGAUGGACAAAACUGUAGGGGCGCGCUUGUUGAACCACUUGCUCAAGUCGCUGCCUCGAUCCAGCGAAGAUUCACGCCAGUCCGGUCUGAAGACACAAGCCUUUAAUCCGCAAACCACAAAGAGUCAGCUCCCUUCAGCGACCCAGGGGAACCUUCCUCCGGCUCAUGCCGCACCCUCGGGAGCUGCGGAUCCGUCUCCUCGCUCAUCUCCCGACCGACUCUGCAGUCCUGGGUUUAAAGUGUGCGGCAAGAGUGUUGACCCAUUUCCAAAUGCUCCUGCAAACCUGCACCUCCUGGCCAGCUCUUCUACUCAGCAGCUACAAGAAGAUUUGGCCUUAAUGCACAAUUCGCCGAUUGCAUUUUCAGGCGUGUGGAGACCCUGGUGAAGACUUUGUGCAGCUUUAUUAAAGAUUAGACUUUCCUUAUGUAUCUCAUAGAUAUGCUUUUCGAAACACUGCUGGGCAAAAAAAUGUCCCU